UCACACAGUGCGUACGCCAAACGUGUGUGUGUGAGAGAGUCCUACCCACGCUGCUUGCAACCGGUCUGAGCUUCCCACGCCGAAAAAAGAUGGAGAAAAAGAGCGAGAUCAACGGGCACGCCAUGCCCAGCUCGGCCUCCACCGACCAGAUCCUGGAGAAAAGCGCACAGAGGAGCUUCAGGGAGAAACUGAUGGAGUUUCUGAGCAAGAACCUCCUGGUGAUCAUGACCGUGUCCGGGGUCCUGGUGGGCGUCGGGUUGGGGAUGAUGGUCCGCAACAUGAACCUAACCAAGGCGCAGAUGACCUAUUUCGCCUUCCCCGGUGAGAUGCUCCUCCGGAUGCUGAAGAUGAUCAUCCUGCCCCUGGUGGUCUGCAGCCUGGUCUCCGGCGCCGCCAGCCUGGACACCCGCUCCUUGGGUAAACUGGGGGGCAUCGCUGUCGCCUACUUUUUGGUGACCACGCUGAUCGCCUCUGGGAUCGGGGUGGCCCUGGCUUUUAUCAUCAAACCCGGCGUGGGCGCGGGAGCCCUGAACACCAACCAUCUGGCACUGGAGACGGUCAGCAACAACAAGGAGACCGCAGACUCAUUCUUAGAUCUGGCCAGAAAUUUAUUCCCAGCAAAUUUAGUGGCUGCAGCUUUCCGUUCUUAUGCCACUGACUACAAGAUGGUCGCUAUUGGGAACGAUACCAAUGGAACCAUCCUCUAUCAGAAGGUUCCUGUUGGGACAGAAACAGAUGGCAUGAACAUCCUGGGAUUGGUCUUGUUUGCUAUGGUGUUUGGUGUGGCUCUGAGGAAGCUGGGAGAUGAGGGGGAGGAGCUUAUCCGCUUCUUCAACGCUUUCAACGAGGCCACCAUGGUGCUCGUGUCCUGGAUCAUGUGGUACAUCCCUUUCGGCAUCAUGUUCCUUGUGGGCAGUAAGAUUGUAGAGAUGGAGGACGUAGUUCUUCUGGUCACUAGUUUGGGAAAAUACAUCUUUGCUUCCAUACUGGGUCACAUUAUUCAUGGAGGCAUCAUUCUGCCGCUGAUCUACUUUGGCUUCACACGAAAAAACCCCUUCAGUUUCCUGUCUGGCCUCAUCACACCUUUUACCACCGCCUUCGCCACCUGCUCCAGUUCAGCGACUCUUCCCUCUAUGAUAAAAUGUGUUGAGGAGAACAACGGCGUGGACAAACGCAUCAGCCGCUUCAUCCUCCCCAUCGGCGCCACAGUCAACAUGGACGGAGCUGCCAUAUUCCAGUGCAUCGCUGCCGUGUUCAUCGCUCAGCUCAACAACCACGAGCUGAACGCCGGGCAGAUCUUCACCAUCCUGGUGACGGCCACAGCUUCCAGUGUUGGUGCAGCAGGCAUCCCCGCUGGUGGCAUCAUCACCAUCGCCAUCAUCCUGGAGGCCAUCGGCCUGCCGACCAACGACCUGUCCCUUAUGCUGGCUGUCGACUGGAUUGUUGAUCGUACCACCACAGUAGUCAACGUGGAGGGUGACGCUCUGGGCGCUGGAAUCCUCCACCACAUCAACCAACAAGAGAUGAAGAAGCAGCGGGAGCAGCAGGAGGACGAGCUGGCCGAGGUCCGGGUGGAGGCGGUCGCCAACACGCAGGCGGAACAGGAGACCUCGCCGCUCGUCACACAUCAAACCAAAGCUCAAGAGGCCACGCCGGAAGCCAUCGAGUCUGUCCUGUGAACUCAGCAAGACUAUGAAUCUUGCCUCUGACCUUGGAUCUCUGUACACGUCUGAUGUUGCUGCUGCUGAUGGGACUCGGUGUCCACUCGCUGUGUGUCAAGUGCCAUAUCUAGAGUUUCUUUAGAGCGUUGGCCGUCUACAGUGGACCUAGUGCUGCUGUUGUCCAAAAGUCACAUGGGCUUACAUCUAAAUUGCUGGGUUUCCAUUCUAUUUUUUAUAUUUUGAAACUCUAUAUUACAACAUUUUGUAACAAGCAGUGACACACGAUGUAUGUAAUUACCCCUUAAACAUUCCCAUAAUUGUUGUGUUUCUGUUUAUCUCAUAUAUGAGAUGCUCAUGGCCAAUAUUUUCUACAUUAUCAUAUAAAAAAGUACAUUUCUUUGUUGCUUUGUGGUUAUCUGCAGACAGCAUCCAACAUUAACUACAAACACUAAACCCUAACCAAACCUUAACUCUUAACUCUGGGCUGACAAUGGUUUCAUUGAGUUUAAGUUCUCUUAAACUCGAACAUUUUGAUUUCAGUAUUUUUCAGCUCUUUGGUUUCAGAUGUAUUUGUACUCAUCCGGAGGAGCUGUUUACAAGUUGUGGGGACACUUUGCUGACCGUCAGCAGAUAACGUCAAACAUUAACCCUUCAGAUGACAAGUUAGGCACCUGGCCUAAAUUUUUUUUUGGAUAAGCCUCUCAUAACCUACUUACACAUUUACCCACUGGCCCAAAAUGGUAAAGCAUUGAACGUUGAACCAUCCAAAAUCCUGUUUUUAACCUACAUGCUUACAUAGGGUUGACUGAAAGGCAUUACAUCUCGUCACUAAUCCCUGUUCAUCCUUAUGUAAACACAGCUUUGGGUUAUGUACAUAAUGAUCUAUAGUUGGGUGGAAAAGACCAAAUAACUGAAUAAAAACAGGAUCAGGUGCUAAUGUUAACAGUUUUUUCAGGUAUAAUCCUUAAAAUUUGUUUCACAAAUGUCUUUAAAGGGGUCAUAUUUUGCUAAACCCACUUUUCUUAGUCUUUAGUACAUUUAUUUGUUUAUUUGGACCCUAAUAGUUCAAAAAGUUUGAA
Sphaeramia orbicularis (orbiculate cardinalfish) is the source of this 2740-nucleotide messenger RNA. It is a transcript of the gene slc1a4, whose product is annotated as solute carrier family 1 member 4. The record is from RefSeq and is a predicted model, not a curated record. Gene Ontology annotation, biological process: L-glutamate transmembrane transport; L-serine transport. Gene Ontology annotation, molecular function: L-serine transmembrane transporter activity; L-aspartate transmembrane transporter activity; L-alanine transmembrane transporter activity. The coding region runs from base 90 to 1679 and encodes 529 amino acids. Lineage: Eukaryota; Metazoa; Chordata; Actinopteri; Kurtiformes; Apogonidae. The transcript is spliced from 8 exons. Gene Ontology annotation, cellular component: plasma membrane.